This is a messenger RNA of Syzygium oleosum, 1246 nucleotides long. Its product is annotated as NAC domain-containing protein 83-like. Gene Ontology annotation, molecular function: DNA binding. The transcript has 3 exons. Gene Ontology annotation, biological process: regulation of DNA-templated transcription. The record is from RefSeq and is a predicted model, not a curated record. NCBI's taxonomy places the organism in Eukaryota, Viridiplantae, Streptophyta, Magnoliopsida, Myrtales, Myrtaceae. Bases 87 to 965 code for a protein of 292 amino acids.
UUAAUCCUACCGCUCUUCAAACCCCACACAAAAUCUUAGUCCUUUGGUCUUGUUCUUCUCUCUGCUUGCACCAGUUGCGGAGCCAAAUGGAAGACACAAUCUCAGAAGUCGUGAAUUUACUCCCUCCAGGAUUCAGGUUCCAUGCCACUGAUGAGGAGCUGCUGAUUCUUUACUUGAAACCGAAGAUUCUCGGACAACCCGACGAACUCUACUACAACAUAAUCCAAGAGAUUGACUUAUGCAAGUACGAACCUUGGGACUUGCCAGGCAUUGCCGGUCACAUGUUCAACAGUAAGGAACUGUUUUUUUAUUGCUGCAUGAAGCGCAAAUACUUGAACAGCAAGCGCUCCAACCGGACGACAGUAGCCGGUUACUGGAAAGUGACCGGGAAGGAACGCCGCAUCAUGAGCGAGAACACCAACGAGCAGAUAGGAAUCAAGAAGACAUUGGUGUUCUACAAAGGUCGCGUGCCUGAUGGCAAAAGGACCAACUGGGUCAUGCACGAGUAUCACCUAAAAUCCAAGUGUUUGGGCGAUAAUCACGAAGAAGGCGAGAUGCUGCCUUAUGUAGCAUGUCGGAUCAAGUACAAGAAAGACAAGAAAACGACAAUGGAUCACGCUCUAACAAUUGGCCCUGAAGGCUAUUUAAGCAGCCCUUACACAUGCACUAGCGAUGUAUCAAACCCCCCUGUGAAUCAAGAAGGGGACUUGCCGAGCUACUGCAACACCCUCAACAAUGAAGUUGCUGAUCACCAAGUAGCUGCUGAUGCUCAACCCCAGACGUCACUGGAAGAGAUAAUGAAUUCGCUCUCUCCAUUGGAGACACUGGAUGACUGUAUAUCAAACUACAUCAACACUCCAACCUAUCAGCCACAGGCAGGAGCAGACGAAGGACCGUCGUCCUUCUUUGAUUUCUCUGAUGACAACUCCAUGCAGGAACUCAGCAAAUUAUUCCGGUCAGGCUGAGGCAAUUUAUGAAGACAUCUCUACUACAACGUACGACAAUGGUGGAUCGUGAUUUGGAAGGAGCGUGCGUGAGCGCGUGGGUUUUUUUACUUGUGAUGUAGUUGGUAUUGUGAGUGUGGCUUUGGGAGUGAAGUGAAAUAUAUGUAGUUUCAUAAUUUGUACGUCUCUUAGCUUGAGAGUCGUGCUUUCUUUUUAUUUCGGGUUGUAUUUUCUACUAAUUGAGAUGUAAUAAAUAAUAAAUAGUGUUAUGUUAUUCAGGGUAUUUCCCUAAUUUUUAUAUU